Melopsittacus undulatus (budgerigar) is the source of this 2349-nucleotide messenger RNA. It is a transcript of the gene ADSS2, whose product is annotated as adenylosuccinate synthase 2. Lineage: Eukaryota; Metazoa; Chordata; Aves; Psittaciformes; Psittaculidae. The record is from RefSeq and is a predicted model, not a curated record. Bases 191 to 1546 code for a protein of 451 amino acids. Gene Ontology annotation, biological process: 'de novo' AMP biosynthetic process; IMP metabolic process. The transcript is spliced from 13 exons. Gene Ontology annotation, molecular function: adenylosuccinate synthase activity; GTP binding. Gene Ontology annotation, cellular component: cytoplasm.
GCUGCGCCUGAAGGCCGGGGUCUGCCCGGCGCGGCGGCGGAGGCCGCACUGGCGGGGCCGGUAGGCGGCGGCACCUGGACGCGGCAGCGGCCCCACCGCCCGCCCGCCCGGGAGGAGGAGGCGGGGGGAGCGGAGCCGCCGCGCGCUGCCGCAUGUGCCUGGAGCGGAGCCGGAGUGGGCAGCGUGAGCCAUGGCGGAGCAUGGCGCCCCGGCGCCCGCCAUCCCCAACGGCGAGUGCGCCGCGCGCCUCCCCGGCAACAAGGUGACCGUCGUGCUGGGGGCCCAGUGGGGCGACGAAGGCAAAGGCAAGGUGGUGGACUUGCUGGCGCAGGACGCCGACAUCGUCUGCAGGUGCCAGGGAGGCAAUAAUGCAGGACAUACAGUUGUUGUGGAUUCUGUGGAAUAUGACUUUCAUCUUCUGCCAAGUGGGAUCAUCAAUCCAAAAGUCACUGCAUUCAUUGGAAAUGGUGUCGUUAUUCAUUUGCCAGGGCUCUUUGAAGAAGCUGAAAAAAACUUAAAGAAAGGAAAAGGGCUAGAAGGCUGGGAAAAGAGACUAAUAAUUUCUGACAGAGCUCACAUUGUAUUUGAUUUCCACCAAGCUGCUGAUGGCAUCCAAGAACAACAGAGGCAAGAACAAGCAGGAAAAAAUUUGGGAACUACCAAAAAAGGAAUUGGCCCAGUAUAUUCUUCAAAAGCAGCUCGAAGUGGACUCCGAAUGUGUGAUCUUGUUGCUGAUUUUGAUGAAUUUUCAGAGAGGUUCAAAGUGUUAGCCAAUCAGUAUAAAGCGAUUUAUCCUACCUUAGAGAUAGAUAUUGAAGGGGAAUUGAAAAAGCUCAAGGGCUGCAUGGAAAAAAUAAAACCGAUGGUGAAGGAUGGUGUUUAUUUCAUGUAUGAGGCUUUACAUGGACCACCAAAGAAGAUAUUAGUAGAAGGUGCAAAUGCAGCACUGCUGGACAUAGAUUUUGGCACAUACCCUUUUGUGACUUCGUCAAACUGUACAGUUGGAGGUGUGUGUACAGGCCUGGGCAUGCCACCACAGAAUGUUGGGGAAGUGUAUGGAGUUGUGAAAGCAUAUACAACGAGAGUUGGAAUUGGUGCCUUUCCUACAGAGCAAGAUAAUGAAAUCGGAGAGUUGCUGCAAGCAAGAGGUAAAGAGUUUGGUGUUACCACUGGUAGAAAGAGAAGAUGUGGCUGGCUGGACCUUGUGUUACUCCGAUAUGCCUACAUGAUUAAUGGAUUUACUGCAUUGGCACUUACCAAAUUGGAUAUCUUGGACGUAUUUCCAGAAAUCAAAGUUGGUGUUGCGUACAAACUAGAUGGUGAAAUCAUACCUCAUUUUCCUGCCAACCAGGAAGUCUUAAAUAAAGUAGAGGUUCAGUAUGAGACACUCCCAGGAUGGGAUACAGACAUAUCAAAUGCGAGGACGUUUGAUGAGCUGCCUGUAAAUGCACAGAACUACGUUCGCUUCAUUGAAAUGGAGUUGGGUGUUCCUGUUAAAUGGAUUGGAGUAGGGAAGUCCAGGGAAUCAAUGAUCCAGCUGUUUUAAAGAUUUCAGAUGCAUGGAAGAAAGCACACUCCUCAAAAGACUGCUCAUUCUUAAAUGCAUUAGUAGCCCGCAAAGCAAAGAUGUUGGAAAGAUAGAUUUUUGCAUGGAAAGAAAUGCUAGAGUUGAUACCCCCAAAUCAGUCGCUACUCCUGAAAGAGACUUUAACAUGAACCUGUAUCAGUUCUUGUUCAGCUGCAGUUUCCAGGACACUUGUCAUUGUUGUUCAAGGUGCCAUCAGAGUUUUUUCUUUACCUAAUAUCUACUUCAUAAUGUAAUUCCUGUUUGAAAAUCUUAAGGCGGCAUUACUUUCAUGACUUUGUCUUUGUUAUCCUCUCUCUGCUUUCAGCGGUGUUACUUCCUGAAAUUUUAGACAGUAAAAAUAAUGCAGUUUUGCACAGAUAGUUUUACAUCCUCAUUAUUUGUAUUCCUACAGCUGUUGUAUUCUUAAUGGCUGCUCUUGUGAGUGAUUAAAGAGGGGGGUUCUGAUUUUAUAAUGCUAUAAAUGCUGUCUAAAUUAUUGUGUGAUCUGUUUUUUUUAAAAAAAGAUGUGAUGCCAAGUUGUUAAGAAUGUCCAGGUUUUUUUAGCUGUGUAACACAGAAAACUUACUCUUUGUAACUCGCAGAGGACUCAAGUGUUUACCAGGAAGUGUGCCCAGAAAGUUGGAAAACCGAUAUUGUAAAAAGUUCAUUUGCAAUUAUUAAAGAACCAUUCUGAUUUUGAGUUAAAUGUUUUAUAAUGUUACUUUGCUUCUUCCUAAGCGCAUAUCUCAAACUGUUUCCCUAAUUAAAUGAGGUUAUAUUUA